This is a messenger RNA of Hylaeus anthracinus, 1665 nucleotides long. It is a transcript of the gene Coq6, whose product is annotated as ubiquinone biosynthesis monooxygenase COQ6, mitochondrial. Bases 168 to 1595 code for a protein of 475 amino acids. Gene Ontology annotation, biological process: ubiquinone biosynthetic process. The record is from RefSeq and is a predicted model, not a curated record. Lineage: Eukaryota; Metazoa; Arthropoda; Insecta; Hymenoptera; Colletidae. The transcript is spliced from 9 exons. Gene Ontology annotation, molecular function: oxidoreductase activity, acting on paired donors, with incorporation or reduction of molecular oxygen, NAD(P)H as one donor, and incorporation of one atom of oxygen; 2-octaprenyl-6-methoxyphenol hydroxylase activity; FAD binding. Gene Ontology annotation, cellular component: mitochondrion.
GAUCAUAUGAUAUUUAAAUGUAGGUACAUAUAAAAGGCAUAUUUUGUUUUUCAAAUUUGAUAAAAAAAACAAUAAUUAGGCUGUUACGAUUAUCAACAAGUUGAUACAACUUUCGGAAUCUUUGGCAAUAUACACAUGUAUUCAUGUGUCAAUAUAAAACAUAAAAAAUGGCGGCUUUCGUAAAAGCAAUGACAUACUAUGGGAUUUUAAGACCAAUUUCGAAAAGAUACAUUAGUUCUAAUGUAUCAACAAUUGUAACAAGACAUGCAUCAACAGUUACGCAAAACGAUGAAAAUUACGAUAUCAUUAUAACCGGCGGUGGCAUGGUUGGAACUACACUUGCAUGUGCAAUAGCUACCAACAGAAGACUUGAAAAUAAGAGCAUCCUUUUACUGGAAGGUGGUAAACAACGCGUUUAUAAACCACAGGAACAAUAUUCUAAUCGUGUUGUUGCUUUAAAUCAACAGACACGUACAUUGCUUUCAAGUAUUGGAGCUUGGCAGCAUAUAGAAGCAAUAAGAUGUUGUGCUGUACGAAAGAUGCAGGUUUGGGAUGCCUGUUCCGAUGCUAUGGUUGAAUUCAAUGAAGAUCAUUUAUCAGAAGAAAUUGCUUAUAUAGUUGAAAAUGAUUUAUUACUACACGCUGUAAACACCCAAUUGAUGGAUAAGGAUGCUGUAAGCGUAGUAUAUGAUUCUAAAGUUGAAAAUAUUAAAUUACCAAAACUGGAAGGAGAAGAUGCAGAAAUACAGUUACAAAAUGGAAAAAAGUACAGGACUAAAUUAUUGAUUGGAGCAGAUGGUUCAAAUUCAUUGGUAAGACAAUCUAUGGGUGUUCAAUAUGUGAAAUGGGAUUACAAUCAAUUGGGUGUAGUUGCUACUCUUAAAUUAUCAGAGCCUACAGACAACAUUGUUGCAUGGCAAAGAUUUCUACCAACAGGUCCAAUAGCAUUACUUCCAUUAACAGAUUCUCUUAGUUCACUUGUAUGGUCCUUACCAACAGAUGAAGCAAAGAGACUUUUAAAAGUUUCAGAAGAAGAAUUUGUUGAUAAUGUAAACGAUGCUUUAUGGAAAAUUUAUCCAAAAGAUGGUAUUGUUGAAAGUGGUAUGCGAGCACUUCAACAGUUACUCGAAGGUUUAUCCUUACAAACCGGCGUAGUGAGACAGCUACAACCAUCGAUAUCCGCAAUUACAGAGGGAUCACGUGCUGCCUUUCCUUUACAAUUCGGUCAUUCGGUGUCUUAUGUUCAACCAGGAACUGUUUUAGUGGGGGAUGCAGCGCAUAGAAUCCAUCCAUUAGCUGGUCAAGGUGUAAAUUUAGGUUUUGGAGAUGUGACAGUAUUAGUCCAACUACUUGCAGAAGCUGUUAUGAAUGGAGCAGUUUUGGGUGACAUGAUGUAUUUAAGGAAAUACGAAACUUGUAGACAACGAUAUAAUGUUCCAACAAUGCUUGCUAUUGACGCGUUACAUCGGUUGUACAAAGGAACAGCGGCUCCUAUUGUUUUAGUUCGAAGUUUAGGAUUACAAUUGACGAAUGCCAUUCCGAUGAUAAAGAGAACUUUGAUAGAACAUGCAUCUGGUACAACAGUUAAUCGAUGAUAUUAUUACAAUUCACAUCAAAAUAUUUAUGUGUGUAAUAAUACAAUAUAGUUAUUAUUUUUGUAAUAAA